GACGGGGUUUCCCCCUGGAAGACCCGAGGAGGAGCCCGAUCCAGCCGCCGCAGCCGUCGAGGGAGCAGAGAGCGCGGUUAGGCACUUGCCUUCUGUCGUGGGCUUCUCGGCCAUCAUGGGGAGCAAGACUCUGCCUGCCCCUGUGCCCAUCCACCCUUCCCUGCAGCUCACCAACUAUUCCUUUCUGCAAGCCUUCAAUGGCCUGCCCGCCGUCCCUUCGGACCACCUGCCCAACCUCUACGGCUUCAGCGCCCUCCACGCCGUUCACCUCCACCAAUGGACCCUGGGCUACCCGGCCAUGCAUUUGCCUCGCUCGUCUUUUUCCAAAGUGCCCGGCGUGGCCAGCCUGGUGGAUGCCCGAUUCCAGCUGCCUGCCUUCCCUCUCUUCCCCCACGUCAUCCAUCCUAAGCAUGAAGCCACCAACAUGCCUCUCAAAGCCAAGCCCAGAUUUGAUUUCGCCAACCUGGCCGUGGCAGCUACGCAGGAGGACCCUUCCAAACUGGGACAGAUGGAGAGCCAGGGCUCCCCUCCCGGCCUGGGCUCCUUGCUGGAGGUCACCAAACUUUCCCCGGAGAAGAAGCCCACCCGCGGGAGGCUACCUUCCAAAACCAAGAAGGAAUUUGUGUGCAAAUUCUGUGGCAGACACUUCACCAAGUCGUACAACCUGUUGAUUCACGAAAGAACCCACACAGACGAAAGGCCGUACACAUGUGACAUUUGCCACAAGGCCUUCCGAAGGCAAGAUCACUUGAGGGAUCACAGAUAUAUCCACUCCAAAGAAAAGCCCUUUAAAUGUCAAGAAUGUGGGAAAGGAUUUUGCCAGUCCAGGACUCUAGCUGUUCACAAGACACUACACACACAAGUAAAAGAACUGAAACCUUCCAAAAUGAAAUGCUAAAGCUUCUGGUGCCUCCUGUGAUCUUCAUCCCCCGACCAUUCUGCAUUCUAGACCAAAAUUCUCGACAGAGACAACGGGAAACACGGAACAUUGUUAAUUUAAAUUUUAAAAAACCCAAAGAGAGUUGAAAAACACACACACACACACACACACAAGCCUUCUCUAUAUCCAAAGACAGACAGCCUUUCCAGAACCCUGGUGUUUCCGAGUGUAAGUCUUGCAUGACUCCACUAAACAUUACGUCAAAAGGUGGUGCUCAAGUAUUGAAGAGGAACCGUCGCCAUUGACUCACACCGAAAGCGGCUUCUUGAAGUUUUUUUGCUGAAAAGAAAAAGCUACCCUCCUGUGGGUGUGUGGGUGGGUGUUUCUGCGUGACUAUUUAAAAGUUCAGAAUUCAUACACUUGAGGAGAAGAAAUGGCUCAAGUAACUGACUGCACAGUUGGGGCACCUUGAGAUUGGAAGGACAACCCACAGACAAACUGUGUAUGUGUGUGUGGGGGGAGGAAAGAGGGCUCCCCCCAAAUGGCUCUCCUGUCCCACAGAACAGACCCUUGCUGUUCUUUACAGAAUUUAACACCUUCGUUGUCUUCCAUCCAUCGGUGGGUUUCCUCCUCUACACACACUCUGGCAAGCAUCCUGGGGUUUUUGUUUGUUUGGCUGCGGGUCUAGUGCCUUGUAAUUUGUGGAUUUAUUUAAACAAAAACAAAACAAAGCCGAUGCAAGGUGAGAAAGGGGAAGCUUGACCACAGUAAAUCAAAGUGACUGCUGUGCACAGCAGGAAGCGUAGUGGUACUUUCAAGUUGGCCGGGGUGUCCGGAUGGCUUUGUGGGGGUGGGGUUUGACCGAGCUCAACCGGAGAGUUUAUCUGAAGUCAUCUUUGUGUUGUUUUUUUUCUUCUUAACAGUGUAAAAUAAUAAUAAUAAUUGAGACAUUCCAAUAUGUUUUGGGUUAAAGUUAUUGCUAUUUGGCACUUUAUGCUGAUUCUUGAUAAUGAACAUUUAUCACUGGAUUUAUUUGGUUUUGGUUGUUUUUUUUUUUUAAGUAUUAAAAUAAAUCGGUAUU
This is a messenger RNA of Pogona vitticeps (central bearded dragon), 1961 nucleotides long. RefSeq names its product odd-skipped related transcription factor 1 (gene OSR1). Gene Ontology annotation, biological process: embryo development; urogenital system development; regulation of transcription by RNA polymerase II. Gene Ontology annotation, cellular component: nucleus. NCBI's taxonomy places the organism in Eukaryota, Metazoa, Chordata, Lepidosauria, Squamata, Agamidae. The record is from RefSeq and is a predicted model, not a curated record. Gene Ontology annotation, molecular function: RNA polymerase II transcription regulatory region sequence-specific DNA binding; DNA-binding transcription factor activity, RNA polymerase II-specific.